GGUUUAGUGCUGACGCGUCUUUCUUCGUCUUUGCGAGCGACGUGUCAGUCUUCUUGUGUCCAACAGCCGCUCUUUUUCCCUCCGUUAUGGCUCCUAAAGUCAGCAGCAAACAUCAGUCGGAGGAAGACCUCCUCCUGCAAGACUUUAGUAGGAAUCUUUCUGCUAAAUCCACCGCGCUUUUCUACGGAAAUGCUCUCAUCGUUUCUGCCAUUCCUAUCUGGCUGUUCUGGAGGAUCUGGCACAUGGAUCUAGUCCAGUCAGCAGUUCUGUACGCCGUCAUGACGCUGGUCAGCACCUACUUGGUGGCCUUCGCCUACAAGAACGUCAAGUUUGUCCUCAAACACAAAGUGGCACAGAAGCGUGAGGAUGCAGUGUCCAAGGAGGUGACCAGGAAGUUAUCUGAGGCAGACAAUCGCAAAAUGUCCCGCAAGGAAAAAGACGAGAGGAUCCUGUGGAAGAAGAACGAGGUGGCCGACUACGAGGCCACCACCUUCUCCAUCUUCUACAACAACACUCUCUUCCUGGUGCUCGUCAUCGUGGCUUCCUUCUUCCUCCUCAGGAACUUCAACCCCACCGUGAACUACAUCCUGUCAAUCAGCGCCUCAUCAGGACUCAUCGCUCUGCUCUCCACCGGCUCCAAGUAGACGAUGAAGACGAUGAAGCUGCUGGAAUAAAAAUCCGCUAAACGGGAAACAUCACAUUUCAAUGUCAUGAAAUUCAUGAUCAAAUAUCUGGAGGUUCUUCUUCCAGGUGUCUUCUUUUUUUGUAACAAUAAAACAAUAAAAGGUC
Messenger RNA from Nerophis lumbriciformis (worm pipefish), 789 nucleotides. RefSeq names its product signal sequence receptor, gamma (gene ssr3). Gene Ontology annotation, biological process: SRP-dependent cotranslational protein targeting to membrane. The record is from RefSeq and is a predicted model, not a curated record. Lineage: Eukaryota; Metazoa; Chordata; Actinopteri; Syngnathiformes; Syngnathidae. Gene Ontology annotation, cellular component: endoplasmic reticulum; membrane.